AUGUAAAAUAUUUUAUUACCUUAUACAAAAGAACUUCAAAGUACAUAAAAUUUAAUAUAUAGGACUCGAGAACUGCCUUGAAGGAAGUUAAUAGUGGAUCUUAUGUAAACCCUUUGUAAGGUAAGAGAUUUGUUAAAAUUUGAAGAAUAAAUGUAAAGAGCAAAAUAGAAUGUUUUAAAGUUAGAAUCCAUUCAUGAAAACAAAAAGAAGUUAUAAGCUGAUUUAAGAACAAAACUAUAAAAGUUGAAUGAUAAAUUAUCUUAAUCAAUGAUAGAAAGUGUAAAAAAUAAAGAAACUCAAUUGAUGGCAUUAACAAAUAAGUUAAAAAAAAAGAAUUUAAGAAGAAAACCUAGAAAGAUGUCUGUUUAAGAAGAAAUUAAAGAAAUCAAAGAAGAACUCUCAGCUAAAGUUGAAUUAAUUGAGUAAGUUCCAUAGAAAAUUUCAUAAAAAAAAAGUAGUUACAAUUUAAGAAACUCCAAUUAUAAAGUUGGUAGAGCCUAAAAAUUUAGAUGA
Molecule: messenger RNA, 513 nt
Organism: Paramecium sonneborni
Lineage: Eukaryota; Ciliophora; Oligohymenophorea; Peniculida; Parameciidae
Source: the annotation of a GenBank genome assembly